Messenger RNA from Hydatigera taeniaeformis, 255 nucleotides. Lineage: Eukaryota; Metazoa; Platyhelminthes; Cestoda; Cyclophyllidea; Taeniidae. The record is from the annotation of a GenBank genome assembly.
AUGGCUGACGCGAAACCGCGCCUGCGCAGUGAGGAGGCGAUACAGGAGGCCAAGGUACAGAGAGCCAACAAGCUUGCCCAAUACUUCCGCAUUCUCCCGUGUCCCUUCACUCAGCGGUGCAACCUUGCAUUCAAGUUCUGUGAUUGCAAUCUAAUUGCUGUCUCCUCUGUGUCAGCAGAGUCUCUGGGGUCAUGUGCUUUGGAGAUUGGCGUGCCUCAUCACGGUGGGUGGUUCGACUUCUCUGUGUUGCUAUGA